This is a messenger RNA of Parasteatoda tepidariorum (common house spider), 1563 nucleotides long. NCBI's taxonomy places the organism in Eukaryota, Metazoa, Arthropoda, Arachnida, Araneae, Theridiidae. The record is from RefSeq and is a predicted model, not a curated record.
GGGACCGAACUUUUCCGAUUUUGCCAAAAAAAAGUACCGGUGAAUUGUCAUGCGACGGUUCAUCCCGUUAAGGUUACGCCCACACCACCCCACAACUCAUUACGUCACGCCAUCGAUCCAUUUUCCAUCUCUUCUCAUGUUCUCCUCAGUUCCCGAAAGCAGGAGCAUCAUUUUGUGAAGCCCGCAAGCCGACUCCGCAGGCAAUAGUCAAGUUGUAGCGUGUUCUAAAGUAGUUACAAAAGAGUGGUUUGAGGACAAGAGAGAGAGGAGUUGAGUUAUUGCGAAGCUGGAUGGAAUGUGAAUAUUUAUUGUGAUCGUCUGCCGUGACAGUGAGAUCGUUUUCCAUAUAGGUUGCUAAAAUAUGUAUCGCUGGAUUAUUGUGGUCGUUUUAAUUCUUGGAAUCAGUAAGACAAAAUUGAUAAAUGCGAGCUGUGAUAACACAGAUAUGAUGAAUUGCCUAACAUCAACAAGGCAGUCAGCCAGCGAAGGGCAAAUGUUUUUUCCAGACACUCAACAGAAGUUACGAGAUUAUUGCAAGAACUUGAUGAACGGAUUGGAAUGUGCAAGACGAAUUAUUGAUGAAUGUGUAAAUGAAGAAGAAAGAAGCAUGUACCAUAAUUUAACACGUGAUAUGGUCGGGAUGAAUGUUGAACUUUGUACACCAGGAUCUUCUCUGAGCAUGAGUGCAUGAAUAUAGUAGCUGCAUGAGAAACGUUGUCGAAAAUCGCUGCGAUGUUGAUGCUCAAAAACUCGUCGAGGAAACAAUAGUAACAGCUCUCAAGCAAUCUUUUGGAUACUGCAAACAGCUGGAAAGCAAUCCGACCAGAAACUGCUUACGUGAAUUUUCUGCCAGCCAAGGACACGCCACUGGAACACUGGAAGAUACCGAAAACGGCAGCAGCAUUCUUCAGACGCCACUGAUUCUUCUUUUACUAUUAAUUUUGUUUUCAACAUUCGUUGGUUCCUGACUUUGUCAAGAUUCGUUAACCUGGAAGAAAAAUAUUUCGAAAUUGAUCUAGAGGUUUAAUAAAUGUUCACUGCUCUUAGGUUGGCGAUAUUGUGAUGGCAAUUCAGAUACUUUGGCGUGAUUGACAAUGGAUAUUUUCGAAGCGUGUUGAGAAGCUACAUUCCAAACAAUGGAGAAAGGGCUUUCUUUAAUGUGAAAUAAUGAAUUAAGAUAGAUAUUUUUGUGGUAUUUUGGAGCUAAAAAAUAGAUUUGCUAAAUCUGUAUAAAAAAAAAUCUUUUAUUGAAAUCAGCGUUUUACUUAUUGAUUAAAUCAGAAAAAGGUAUAGCCAUGUUAUCAACAGGUGCUUGGUUUUUACAAUAUGGAUUUAUGAUAUAAAUUAUUUAAGAUAUUAGAUGAAUAUUGUUUCCUUACUAUGUAUGAUAAUUGCAGGCGUGUAUUAUAUUGUAAAUUGGUUGUAUUGAAUUUAAAAUCAUCAUUUGAAUAUAAACUUUUGAAUGUUCUUAAAUGGAUAUGAAAUAUUUAUUCAUUUUUUAUUGAUACUGAAUUUUUUUAAAAUUUUCCUGGAAAUACUUGCAUUAAACUACAUAUUGACAUG